This is a messenger RNA of Sodiomyces alkalinus F11, 1399 nucleotides long. RefSeq lists its product as hypothetical. NCBI's taxonomy places the organism in Eukaryota, Fungi, Ascomycota, Sordariomycetes, Glomerellales, Plectosphaerellaceae. Bases 114 to 1046 code for a protein of 310 amino acids. The transcript has 2 exons. The record is from RefSeq and is a predicted model, not a curated record.
CGCUUCCCUCUUUCUUUGACGUUCAACUCUACGGUACUACCCAGGGCAGUCCCAUCGGGUUCUUGGUCUUUUGCGACUCCAGCAAUUCACAGACUACAGUCCUCCCAGCUAUUAUGUCAAGAUGGAAUCCGAAAACAUGGAACAUAGACAUCGAUCAUUACAUUAAUCCGUGGCUUCCACCUCCGCCAUGGCAGCAUCUUCCAACCCCCGUCUCUCGCUUCUUCGGUUACCGCCGGGAGGUGCCCGAAAAACUCGGCAACAUCGUGCUCGUCUUUUGGGCUUUCGUCGGCGUCUUUUGCUCGAUCGCCCUGAUAGAAGUUGUCUCCUAUAAUGUCCCGUCCUUCCGCCAGAACGGUGUGCCCAUUAUCGUGGCAAGUUUCGGCGCCGCCGCCGUGCUCGAAUUCUACUCCAUCGACGCCCCCCUCGCCCAGCCCCGCAACGCGAUCCUGGGCCAAGUCGUGUCCGGCGUGGUCGGCAUCGUCACCUGCAAGCUCUUCCUGCUGAGCCCGCACUUCGACGCCGUGCGCUGGGUCGCCGGCGCCAUCGCCUGCGCGGCCGCCACGUCGGCCAUGGCCCUCACCAAGACGGUGCACCCGCCCGCCGGAGCCACCGCGCUGCUGGCCGUCGUCGACGACUCCAUCGUCGACCUGGGGUGGUUCCUCCUCCCCGUCCUGCUGCUCGGCUGCGCGCUCAUGCUGGGCACGGCCCUCGUUGUAAAUAAUAUCCAGCGCCGAUUUCCCGUGUACUGGUGGACCCCUGAGGACCUGGCUGCGCAGGGUCGGAGGCGGUGGCCGUGGUGUGGGGAGUCGGGCGACGAGGAAGCGCAGGGUCAGGUUUCGAAGGCUACGUGUGCCGUGGGGGGGGAGGAGGGCCGGCAUAGGCAUGCUGCUGCGAGGUCGGGGGUGUGGAGGACGAAUAGCAGCAGUACUGGGACGUACAUGGAUAGGGAGCUGGUGAUUCGGCCUGGGGUCGUCACCGGUCCUGAGGACUUUUAUCUUACGCCUGAAGAGUUACUCUUUUUAGAGAGUUUGUGUAAGAGGAUAUAGAAUCUCGGCAUGGGGAGAUGGCUGGGCGUACAAAUAGUAUGGGAUUCUAAUUGUUCAUAUUGUUUUUAUUACUUGUGUGUGUUAUUUUUGUGUUGGUCGUUUUUACUUUACCCCUUUUUAUACAUUCCUCGAGCUCCUUUGGCCCCUUUUAAUCGUUCCAACUCGGAAUGUCGGGAUUACUCGUCUCAAGCCACGACUCUUCACCGACCGUCAGCCACUCACUCUUCGUCCCACACGCCUGACUCGGUGACUCACCUGUGCGUGCUGUUAUCUGGAGCAUAAAAGGGGUCAAAGAGGAAUAUACUAGACAGAGUCAACUUGAAUCAUUUCACAUCCCCAGAUUAUCCCACUCC